This is a messenger RNA of Siniperca chuatsi (mandarin fish), 2536 nucleotides long. RefSeq names its product transmembrane protein 268 (gene tmem268). The record is from RefSeq and is a predicted model, not a curated record. Lineage: Eukaryota; Metazoa; Chordata; Actinopteri; Centrarchiformes; Sinipercidae. The transcript is spliced from 9 exons. The coding region runs from base 980 to 2065 and encodes 361 amino acids.
AAACUUACAAGCUUUUUAAAUGAACUUUUGCACACAAAGAAAUGUGACAUGGCUUCCCCUUUUCUAUGUCCCUACAUCAAAUGAGAGUUUCUAAUUGCAAAAAAGAUUUAAACUUUUUUGAAGAUGAAUUAUUAUAAGUAUGGCAUCCGUGCUCAACAUGCAAGCAUCAAUUUAACUUGAGGGGAAAAAACAAUCUUGUGAAAUGCUAUUGAUUUUUCUACAGGAAUUGCUCCUGAAAUAGACACAACCUAGAGAAGCCACAAGCCACAAAGUAAAUUUAACAAAUUUGCUUCAGCAGUGUGCAACACAACACACAUGGACAUGAAAACAGACGUGAUGCACUUUUAAGAUAACAGAUUGUAAGCUGAGUUUUUACUGAUAAGUUCAACUGUGCUGUUUCCUCUAUCUAGCAGUGAAACACUGACAAUGCUGUUUGGACACAGCUUUCUGCUUGCACAUGUGUGAACAAUAUAUAUAUAUAUUUUUCUUGAGCAGGUGCAUUGUAAGCAGGAAAUGAUAAAUUGGCCCAGAGAUAAGAGUGUGAUGUUAUUUACAGGAAAGGAAGCGAAAAUGAGAGAGUAGAUAAAGGCAGAGAGGAGGACUGUGUGUGUGAAGAGAGGGCUGAGAAAGAGCUUAGACUGAGCGGAUAAACUGACACAUAAUGAGUUUUCACACUUCAGUGCUAAAAUGUAGCUCCGUCACAGGCAGGCAGGCGAGAGUGCAAGAUGGAAAGAGACCCAGAGAGAGCUGGUUUUGUCUUUAAGAAGCUUUUAUUUAGUGUCUUUCUUUCGUUUUGUCUUCCUUUUGAAAGGAACACAGUUGUGCUGUAGAGGGUCCCUCUAAGAUACCUCUUAUCUUCUGUUAACAGACUGAGCUACACUGCCAUGAUAAAACAUGACAUUCCGGACAUUUUACGCUAAAGGCAGUACAGAUAUUGGCAACUCUAAAGGCUCAUAAAAAUGACGUGGUUACUUCUGAGAUGAUGGAGGACACGAACGGACUUGGCCAUGUGAUGGAGGAGGGUGAGGUGGAUGUUCUCAGACAAACCAAAGUUCAGCCACAGGCCAACAACAACAGACCCAACUGGUCAAAUGGUCAAUGUGUUCUGGCAAUGCCAAGCUGUUCAACGCUAAACCCCAGCUUUGAUCUGUCUCUGUGCCGUGCCAAACUGGAGAAUGAUGGUUUUCAGAUUCCAGUUAGAGACAUGGAGGCUCCACUGAAAGCAGCUCUGGACGUUCCCUCAGUCAGGAGAUACAUGGUUUUCAACUCGGCUCUCUUCCAUUUUAUAAUGGCGCCGGUGCUGUAUGUGGUGGUGUGGUGUGCCAUGUUCUCCACCCUCCACCUCUACAUCACUGUCAGUGACUACUGGGUCCUCUGUCUCUCUGUCAGUCUGGUCUCCAUCUUCCUUACCACUGCCAUCAUCUUCAUCCUCCACCACAGUAACAAGGACAUCAACAUGAACUUAGACAUUCGGUUAAUCCAGGUGAAUGAGAGGAUGGUGAAACACAAGCUGCUGGUGGCCGUGGCCGACUGGGUGAAGAACUGCAGUGGAAACAUGCAGGUUGUUCUUAUAAAAUCAACUGAAACUCUGUACUUUGUGUAUUGGGACAUGUCCCGCUGUCUGAGGGCACUGACUGAAACUUUAGAGGAGCACAGCUUUGUGGCAAAUGACACCCAGAACAAACUGAAGAGGAAGAUGUCCCACCUCGUCCUUGUGACUGAGGUCACGGCUGUCGACCCCGAGGUCAGUCAGUCAGAUGUGGAGGAGAGCUCAGAUGAACAAAGGCCUCUGCUGAGAAAUGAGGAGACGGGCUGCAGUACCUCAACUAGCCAGCGGGAGGACGCCAAACUCAACACCAACUACAGCCUCAUUCCUGAUGCAUCGCUACCUGCUCAGGCUAAAGCCUACCAGCUUCUGAUGACCUACAGCGCAGCUUAUGUGAAGCUACUGGUGUCGGAGAGGCUGUCAGGACCAUCAAACCACCACCUACGUCCCAGGAGGAAUCACUGCACCACUGCCCCUCUCUGCCUCUGCCAGUACAUUAAAAAGAAGAUCCUUCUAUAACAGGGCCGACCAGUGUCAAAUCAGGAAGCUGGUACAUGGAACUGGUGGACUACACUGUUUUUUAAAAAAGACCUGUGCUUCGCACCCAUGAACAGACAAACUAAUAUGUGGGAGCAAACAUGGAUUAGGCUACAUGUUUAAGGACAUUUUGAUCACAUGAAGGACCUGUUUGGAGCUUCAGACUCUUGAUUUCUCUGUUUUUAAGGCGGUUGCUCCAGCCUGCAGGCUACUGUACUUAUGCUACUGUUUUCAUGCCAGCUCUGUGUUUGCACCACCUGGAUCUUUGUCCAUUUGGUCCCAACAAUUUCUGCAUCCUGCCAAAUGCUGUCACACCGAGAACACACUGAGGUCUAUUCCAGCUGCUGUAAAACAAUAUUUGUACUCUUGUACACAUGACAAUUACAGCCUUAGUAACUGCUGUUUAAAUUAUUUAUAUACACAAAUAUAUAAAUAUUGAUUCUUGCAAUUUGA